UGGGUUCCUUUACGUAUUUCCUGCACACGCAGGCUGGAGGACUGGGCUGCCUUGGGCAGCACUGCGUUUACACAGAGCUGCUUACAAGGAGGCUGGUGCCCGGGCAGCAGGCAGCUGCCUGCUUACCAGCGUGGGUGCUGGUGGGAACACGCUGGCUGUGGCACAAACGGACCUGGAGCUCCGCGGUUCCCUGCGUGAAACUUAGCGGUGUGGCUGGUUUCCUCAUGUGGAUGCAUUUACCAAAAGGGUAGGGCGCUUGCGCUCUGCUGCUCAGCAGAGGAGGAAGAAGGUGUGCAGCCCCUGCCUUCCUCCUCCCCGGGCUUCGGACUUCCCAAUGGGGUGCGAGGAAUUUGGGCCCCACCGUGCCCAGGGAAUGCUGCGCUGCUUUUCCAGCCAGGAAAGUAUCGGAUCAGGGACUUACCAGGACCGUGUGUGUGGCUACUAUCCAAAACUGAAGGGGAAUGCCCAUCUCUGCCUGCCUGCUGCGUUCACCACCUGAAAACAUUGCUACAGGCCAGCUUAUUAGGUAACCAGUAAUAAGUCUGAGGUAACACUUAGAGCAAGAACACCCUGGGCUCUCCCCUGUCCCCUCAACCAGACACCCCAGGGGACGCCUGCCUCGGUUGCAAUUAGUGCUGAGACCAGGCACACGAACACGAUGGGUGCGUGUGUCUGGGUAAGUGCUAAAGUCAUGCUUCUCGCCAGCCUUAGCUCUUGGCUGGCACUGGCGUUGCUGUCCUAGUUGCCCCUUGCAUAGAUCUGCAGGACAUCAAGUGUAAACGGUGAGGUUUCACAGUCUAAUAAAACAAGAUUUUCUGUUUAUUAACUAGGUGAAGCCCACGAAGCCCUUAAAAUAGCAGCCUGUCCUACCUGGCGUGUUGCGUCAGCCAAACCCAGAGCAUUCUCCACAACGAAGGCACUGAGCAUUGCACUUCUCCCAUCCUUUGGUGGGGUCUCUGGGCGCAGGUGAGGAACAUCAGAGGUACGGAGCCCUCCCUCUGACCAUCAUGGAGCCCACAGCUCAUAGCCAGCAGGAGGCAUCUACCCUUUCCAGCACAGAGGCAGCAGAAGACCUUGCCCUCAAGUUAAAUGCUGCUGUGAGGGACAGUAAUAGAAAAGAUGUGCUGGAGCUGCUGGAGAAGGGGGCAGAUGUGAAUUCCAAAGCAGAAAGUGGCUGGACACCACUGCAGAGUGCCGUGCAAGCUGAUGAUGAGGACCUGGUCCGGCUUCUGCUGGACAAAGGUGCUUGCCCACAUGCCAGGAAGGACAAUGGUGGCACUGCGUUUACUGAGGCAGCGAUAGCAGGAAACGUCAAUAUACUGGAGCUCCUCCUUGAUCGUGGGUUAAAAAUUAACGACCACGACGACAAUGGCUUCACAGCUUUCAUGGAGGCUGCAUGGUAUGGGAAUGAGGAAGCCUUGAAGUUCCUGUAUAGCAAGGGAGCAAAUGUGAAUUUGAGGAGGGCAGUUAGCGAGGAGAAAUUGAAACUGCAUAAAGGAGGUGCGACAGCACUGAUCGAUGCUUGUCGGAGGGGCCACUUCUCGGUUGUAAAGACUCUUGUCCAAGAGAUGGGGGCUGAUGUGAAUAUUUGUGACAACAAAGAUAGGAAUGCCUUGAUCCAUGCCCUCAAGGAGGGCUGUGCCAAGGAAAGAUACGAGUCGGCUGUCUCCAUAGGCCAUUUCCUGCUGGACUGCGGGGUUGAUGUGAACAGCAAAGAUGAAUGUGGGAAAACUGCCCUCAUCCUAGCUGUUGAAAUGCGGAGCCCAGAUCUGGUGAAAGCUUUAUUGGAGAAGGGUGAAAUAGAUAUUGAUGACGCAGAUGAGGAGGGCAACACAGCACUGAUGGUGGCUGUAGCGAAAAAUGAUUACAAUAUAGCAGAGUUGUUGUGUGAAAAAGGAGCAAGGACUGAUGUUGGGAACCUUAUCGCUGUUGCGAAUAGGAACCGUGCUCAUAACAUGGCACGUCUUCUUCGCCAGUAUAAUGCCAAGUUUAUUCCAGAAACCCCCAAAGACUGGGAGCCAAAGAGCAAAUGCUGGAGGGACCAGCUGAAAAAUCUUCAUAAAAUAUAUCGCCCCAUGAUUGGUAAACUGAAGAUAUUUCAAUACAUCCAGCAGAGAAUUUGGAACACUUCCCAGGGUGGCAUCUACCUGGGGCUCUAUGGUGGGACAGAAGUAGCAGUAAGAAUAAGCCGCAGUACAGAGGGUGAGAAAGAGAAACAGUUCUUCGAACAAUGUGGUAACUGUGAACAUCUACUGAAGCUCUUCUGGGCUGAGAAGGCAAGAGGCUACAUGUACUUGUGCUUCCCCCUCUGGGAGAAAAACCUUGAAGAACAUCUGCAGGAACCAGAAGACCAAAUGGAUUACAAAGAUGCUCUGAGGAUGAUCUUCCAAGCAGUGAGAGAACUGCAUUCCCUUGGAUUUGCUCACCAGGAUCUGCAUCCCAGCAACUUUUUCAUAGAUUUAGGUGGCAAAAUUUACUUGGCGGACUUUGAUAAUAAAAGAAAGUUGAUUGAAGGCAAAAAAGAACUUGUAAACUCAGAUUUAGAGGCUCUCAGCAGGCUCAUGCUGUAUGUUUUAACAAGGGGUAGGAAACCCCUUCACCAGGUCAGUCCCGAGGAUUUGGCUGAUGAUUCCCCAGAUUACAAGGAGGCUCUGGAUCUUGUAAGUAGCCUGGUCUCUCAUGAUGAACGAGGCUUGGAAGGUUUGAGCAAACAUCCCUAUUUCUGGAGCAAACAGACCAGGUUCAAGUUCCUGAAGGGUAUAUGGAAUAAAAUCAAAGUUCUCCGCAACGAAAAAGCUGUCUUUCAAGCUCCUAAUACUACUGAAAGUUUUCCUUAUCCAUGGUGGACCAAAGAGAUUGACAAAAGUGUUCUGAAUUUCAUGGAAAAAACUGGGAAAACAAAACCAUAUAGCAACAGCAUCACCGACUUACUGAGGUUCAUGAGAAACCUGGAUGAACACCCAAAUAUCAGGAUCAGCAACAGAAUAGGAGACCAUGCUGAGUAUUUCUUGAAGCUUUUUCCAGCACUUACCAUCUAUGUCUACAACAGUUUACGCCAGAAUCCCAAAUACAGUCACUUUGCAGACAUUCAGGACCCUUCUCUAUAGGACGUCAUCGCCUCCUGUCUCAUGUCUGAUCCCACCAUCACUGCCUCCUUUUAUUCCCUAUUUCUUCACCUGCAAGAGAGCUGAAGAAAGUGGGUAAGGAGAUGGGAGAGAGCACAUGCAGGGACAGAGCAUGGAGGACUUAGACUAAGAAAUGAAAUAUGCUUCAGAAGUGUUUGGUGUAACCACAGGCUUUGGAGAGGAACCAAGCUGAGUGCCAGCCUGGUCCCCCUUGACUACCUCUGUCCCUCCGGGCUUAUCUGCCUCUGUGAGGUGGAGAUCAAGGCCCUGAUCCUUAUGGAGAGCAGGGAGAUGUGGGACAGUCCCCAUAUACCCAACGCAUCUGGGAGGCAGGAGAAGAGCUCAGGCACUGCCAGACAACAUGGGACUCUCUGAUAAAGGAAAAGGAGUUUGAGCUCCUUGCUAGGGCCAAUAUUCCCUACAACUUGCACUGAUGAGCGGCUCAUCUACCCCUAGAAAGACAUGGAUUCUCUCUUCUUAGUCUUUUUGAAACACAGCAGCCAAAAAAUGAGAUGCCUGGGCAAUGGUGUGGCUGCAGAGUUGCCCUUGGCCCGUUAUCCCUCUGAUCUGGUAGAGGCACACUCAGGCCAGCCUGCUGGGACCUCAAGGACUUCUUUUGGGGGACGCAGGAGAUGUUUCCACAAGGAACGGACAUAAAGAGAACAAUCCCACAAAACUCUGCUACUGUGAGUAGUCCAGGCUCACCUGAAAAAGGUCGCUGGCGUCAAAGGGACUGCAGGGACCGGUGCACAAGCACUCCCUGCCUCCAAAACAGUGCUGCUGGUGGUGUAUAGCUGUCCUCCUGCCAGACUGGGCUCCCUUGCACAGAGCUGGUGCCCAUACAGCUGCAGCAUGCAGCCAGCUCAGAGCUUCGAUGCUGGAGGCUGGGUGGUACAAACCCAUUUCUGAAAUACUACGGCAUGCAAUGUCUGUCUGAUUGUCCAAGGGCUUGCUUGUUUCUCGGCUGACACUCUGUUUUGCAUGAUGGUUUUAUGUUGCUUAUGGAAAUAUUUUUCAGCUGUUGAAAGGAUUUUUAACUUAAUUGCUGUUCUUUCAGUUAGCCUAUAGAGAAUCAAAAUUGGAAUAAACUUGCCUGGAAAACUGA
Messenger RNA from Aquila chrysaetos chrysaetos, 4230 nucleotides. It is a transcript of the gene RNASEL, whose product is annotated as ribonuclease L. Gene Ontology annotation, biological process: mRNA processing; protein phosphorylation. The transcript is spliced from 8 exons. The record is from RefSeq and is a predicted model, not a curated record. Lineage: Eukaryota; Metazoa; Chordata; Aves; Accipitriformes; Accipitridae. The coding region runs from base 1008 to 3107 and encodes 699 amino acids. Gene Ontology annotation, molecular function: protein binding; RNA binding; ATP binding.